Cavenderia fasciculata is the source of this 768-nucleotide messenger RNA. Its product is annotated as glycosyltransferase. Gene Ontology annotation, molecular function: dolichyl-phosphate beta-D-mannosyltransferase activity. Gene Ontology annotation, cellular component: endoplasmic reticulum membrane. Gene Ontology annotation, biological process: GPI anchor biosynthetic process; protein O-linked glycosylation via mannose. The transcript is spliced from 3 exons. The record is from RefSeq and is a predicted model, not a curated record. Lineage: Eukaryota; Evosea; Eumycetozoa; Acytosteliales; Cavenderiaceae. The coding region runs from base 1 to 768 and encodes 255 amino acids.
AUGACAAGUAGAAAAGCAUCAUCUUCAUCCUCUUCAUCAUCAUCAAAGAAGGGUGAUGACAAGUACACAAUCAUCCUCCCAACCUAUAAUGAAUCUGAUAAUCUUCCCAUCAUCAUUUACUUGAUUGAUAGUGAAUUAGAAAAGAAUUUUAUAGAUUAUGAAGUAGUUAUCGUUGAAGAUAACAGUCCAGAUGGUACAUUACAAGUAGCACAACAACUUCAAAAAAUAUAUGGUGAAGAAAAGAUAAAGAUUCUUCCACGUCCAGGAAAGAUGGGUCUAGGUUCUGCAUACAUGGAUGGUAUUAAAAAGGCUACUGGUAAUUGGAUCAUUCUAAUGGAUGCCGAUCUUUCUCAUCAUCCAAAAUUCAUUCCACAAUUUAUUGAGAGACAAAAGAAAUUAAAGUGUGAGAUUGUAACAGGUACACGUUAUCAAUCGGGUGGAGGUGUAUAUGGAUGGAAUUUCUAUAGAAAGCUUACUAGUCGUGUUGCCAACUACAUUGCCACAGUAUUCUUGACACCAGGUGUAUCUGAUUUGACAGGUUCAUUUAGAUUGUAUAGAAAAGAUGUCUUGGAGAAAUUGAUAUCGGUCAACAAGUCAAAGGGAUACGUCUUCCAAAUGGAAAUGAUGGUUCGCGCAAACCAAUUCAACUACAAGAUUGGUGAAGUCCCAAUCACCUUUGUCGAUAGAAUCUAUGGUGUAUCUAAUUUGGAUUCUGGUGAAAUCGUUGGUUAUCUUAAAGGUGUUAUGACUUUAUUCUUUGAUAUCUAA